Molecule: messenger RNA, 3143 nt
Organism: Salvelinus sp. IW2-2015
Lineage: Eukaryota; Metazoa; Chordata; Actinopteri; Salmoniformes; Salmonidae
Source: RefSeq, a predicted model, not a curated record
ACUAGUGUGCUGCACAUUCGAGAUAGAUUCCUCUACCGUGUGGCUCUACGCCCCGAACCAUCUUUCCGCUUGUUGCUAAGGAGACAUAACUUGGGGUGUGUUCGUAAAUUCACUUUGGAGAGCUGAAGUGCGCUCGGGGCGUUCGUAAAUUCGUAUCGUUUCACUCUCGGAACGUACUGACCUCACAAAGGCAAUCAAGCACCCAAGCUAACUGGCUAAAGUUGGCUAGCUACUUCCAGACAUAAAUGAGAGAACUCCUCACUCUGACCAUUUUACUCGCCCUAGCAGUGCUGGUUAGGCUGUUUUCAUGUUAUCUAGAUCGUUGGUGACUAACAUGUCAUACUUAACGGAUGUUGCGCGUUCGUAAAUUCAUUAUUCAGCGCUCUGGCACACAGACGUGCGGUCUGAAAUCGUAGUCGAUAGCAAGAGUGAAUUUACGAACGCAACCGAAGUAGAUUUCCAGAACGAAUUUACGAACUCAACCCUAGAUAAAAAAUUUAAAAAAUGAAGGUCGGUGGUCAUACCCGCUUUCACUUGCUAGUUGAAACUCGGACAUUUCCAAAUUGCCGAAUAAUUGAACGCCGCACGUGUAUAACGACAACCAGUUAGUAAGKAAGACAUUUUCAAGUUUUCUAAAUCUGACAAGAACAUGAGCGCGGCAUUAUAUGGUUGUGUCACGUCCGAAGCGUCAUACGUCAUCAUCACCUGGUAUUGUUACGUCAACACGUUGUGUCGAAUCGAAGUGCUGYACCAGACAGUGAAUAUUAAUUUCAGGGUUAGCCAACACACCAUUUUGAAUCUGUGCUCAGAAGCUAGCUAGCUAGCUUAUCGUAGCAUUUCCAGUGUGCUAGUAGUGCUGCUAGAGAGAAGAAAUCAAGCUCCAGCAAUGUCAAUGUGGACGGGACUGCACAUGACAGCGCGUGCCGCUCAUGGAAUUCAUGUUUCCUCGCGAUUUAUCCAUAAACACACGCGACUCUGCACCCGUUGGUCCCGAAACAUCAGCACUGGUAGACCCGUGCAAAAUGAUUUCUUCAAAGAUCUCGAGAACCAGUUCAAAGCGUUCAGGGAGAAAGCGGUAGACGCCAUGCCUGGCAGUGACUGGACUCCGUUUGAGAAGAACCRCUCACUCCCCCCUGAGAGGGCGGACAUCGUGAUCGUAGGAGGUGGCGUGGUGGGCUGGUCCAUCGCCUAUUGGCUGAAGCAGAAAGAGAUGAUUCGRGACGGGGUGCGGGUGCUGGUGGUUGAGAGGGACCCCACUUACUCCCAGGCCUCCACGGUGCUGUCUGCUGGGGGGAUUCGACAGCAGUUCUCCUUGCCAGAGAACAUCCACCUGUCCAUGGCCUCGGCUGACUUCAUGAGGAACAUCAAUGAACACUUGAGUGUGCUGAAUGACGACCCCGUGGACCUGCAGUUUAACCACUCCGGAUAUCUCUUUCUGGCCAGUGAAAAAGUGGCUCAUAUCAUGGAAGAAAACUACAACACCCAAAGAUAUGCUGGAGCAAAGGUCGCUCUUCUUUCACCCACACAACUAAAGGAGAAAUGUCCAUGGAUCAACACUGAUGGAGUAGUGCUGGCUUCAUAUGGGCUGGAGAACGAGGGCUGGUUCGACCCCUGGAUGCUGUUGAACGCUUUCAGACGGAAGGCCAUCUCCAUGGGGGUCUACCAGUGCUUUGGAGAAGUCACAGGUUUUAGGUACACCACAAACACAAUGACUACUGCAGAAGGAGACAAGGUGGAUUUCAGGAGAAUCAAAUAUGCUAAUGUCCAGAUGCCCAACAGUCUGGAGUACCAGCCUGUGGAGUGUGCCAUCGUGGUGAACGCUGCAGGGGCCCUCUCCGGUAAGGUGGCAGAGAUGGUGGGCAUCGGGCUCGGCCCGAAAGACACCAUCGCUGGAAUCCCGCUACCCGUGGAGCCCAGGAAAAGGUUCAUCUAUGUGGUCCACUGUCCAAACGGGCCAGGGCUGGACACUCCCUUCCUCGUAGACUACUCUGGAGUGUACUUCAGACGAGAGGGGCUGGGAGGAAACUACAUUGCUGGGAUGUCACCAGAAGAGAGUCUGGGAAGCAGUCUUCAUUAUUUGCAACCCCAUCAGGAAGAGGAGCCAGAGACCAAUAACCUGGAGGUGGACCACCAGUUCUUCCAGAAGAUCUGGCCUCAUUUGGCCCACCGGGUCCCUGCCUUUGAGUGCCUCAAGGUGACGAGCGCAUGGGCCGGCUUCUACGACUACAACACCUUUGACCAGAACGGCAUCGUGGGCAUGCACCCGCUGGUCAACAACAUGUUCUUUGCCACAGGCUUCAGCGGGCACGGGCUGCAGCACUCGCCGGCAGUGGGUCGCGCCAUGGCYGAACUCAUCCUGGACGGGGGCUUCAAGACCCUGGACCUGAGCGCCUUCAGCUUCAAACGCAUCAUGACCAAUGAACCCAUGUUAGAGAGGAACAUUGUCUGAGAGGGAGAGUUAGACAUUUUUACGAAGGGAGGAAAGGGGAAUGCCAUGUCCCAUUCUACAGCCUUGUGGGAAAUAUGGUCUCGAAAUKAGUUUGCCAAAGUUUCUGGUAAGGUGAAUGGUGUCCUAUUAAUUUCUUCACUAAAGUGCAUGAGGGAGUAACCGCACAUUUCACAAGCUCAAUUCAGUGGUCUACCGGUGAGAYCAGAUGGCAGCGGCCUCAGCCAAAGUGCUUUGCACUUGAACACAGUCACCCAUCGCUUGGSAGUGCUCAGAACUCCGACCGCAAGAAUUAAAAAAUGGGAUGCGUCAGAAAUGCAUCUCAGGAACGAGUGAGGGACUUUGUGGGAUGAGGAAGAGAAGAGGAUAGAAGAAAGAGCCCUGACAGCAAACAUGGACUUCUGAAKUAAGCAUGGAAUUUAGGAUGCCCAAUAUCUAACCUACUGUACAAAGAAUAAGGUACUGACAUACAAUGCGUUAGCACAAUUAGAAAGGGUUUUAGUUGGAUUUGGGUUUUAGGGUUUUAGUUGUAUUGAAUGACUUGAUUAUGCAUCUUUAUUUAUUUAACCAUUUUAACGAGACAUGUCACUUUACUCUUGAUCACGUAAGCAUUCAACUGUAUUUGUAUAAAAAAAAAAGUGAAGUCGGAAGUUUACAUACACCAUAGCCAAAUACAUUUAAACUCAGUUUUUCACAA